Molecule: messenger RNA, 738 nt
Organism: Cercospora beticola
Lineage: Eukaryota; Fungi; Ascomycota; Dothideomycetes; Mycosphaerellales; Mycosphaerellaceae
Biological process (GO): regulation of DNA-templated transcription
Source: RefSeq, a predicted model, not a curated record
AUGUCAUCCCCCACGCAACUUCAGGUUCUCCUUCUCGCCUUCAAGGAUAUGAACAUCCUCGAUCUGACAGGUCCCUGCGAAGUUUUCGCCCAUGCCAAAGCCAAGCUUACCGUUGGAGCGUCCUCAGAGAUCACGACUAGCUUCGAAGGCAUUUCUGUCCAACGAGACCGUUCUCUCGCCUCGCUACUUGACUCUCAAGACACAAUGUCCGACGAUACGUCCACUCUGCCACCUUUGGAGCAAUACGAUGUCCUCGUCAUUCCAGGCAGCCUGUUUGAACGCGUUCUCGCAGCGAUCGAACACGACGCCGAUAUCUGCAACGUCAUCGCCAAAUGGGCGAAUCUCGCUCGUCCUCCCGUAACAGCUUCUACUGGAAAUUGGAAGAAUCGGAAACCCCUCCUCACAAUUUGCGGAGGCGCAUCAUUCGCUGGAUAUCUUGGCCUGCUCGGCGGAAAGCCCUGUACAACACAUUAUCUGGAUCUCGAAGGGCUGCAGGCGGUUUGCGUGCGAGCGGGCCAAAAGGCAGAUGUAGUGAGGAAGAGGGUCGUGGAUGCUGGAGAGACAAGUGCUGGCAUGAGAGUUCUGACAUCCGGGGGCGUGAGCUGUGGAAUCGAUGCGAGUCUCUGGUUGGUAGGCCAGAUGGUGGGCUUGGAUGAGGCAAAGAGUGCAGCGAGAUUGAUGGACUAUAAGUGGGAGGUCGACCUCGAUGGAGAUAUCACGAAAGGAAUGUUGGUUUGA